GCACGUAGGGGUUCUAAUCUGACGAUGCUGACAUCGGCACCGGCAUGGCUUCUUGGCCGCGUCAGUGCGAGCCCGCUGGCUGCGGCACCAUGGCGGUGGGCUUCCUGCUCUGCACUGCUUGGUACUAUACAAUACUUGCAGGCUUCUUCAUUCUUUACUGUCCUGUUAUGUACCUGAUGUUUUUUAGUCAUAGAAUAUAUAGAAAAUUUGUUGAUACAUUAUUUUCCUUGUGGGAACUUUAUCCUGUGGCGUUAUUUCAAUGUUGUUGUAACACACAAUUGCAUCAUUUCGGUGAUUAUGUGAAUCCUGAUGAGAAGACCAUUAUUGUAAUGAACCAUCGCACAAGGGUAGAUUGGAACUAUAUAUGGAUAGCUCUUUACCACGCAACGCAAAAUCCGAAUGGCGACUUGUGCACUUGUAAACAGGUAGUGCAGAAUAAUAGUGAGUCUAAUAGCAUUUUGGAUCUUGGAGGGAAAUCGAAACUAAAAUUCGUUUUGAAGGAUGAAAUCAAAAAUAUUCCUGGCAUGGGUUGGAUUAUGCAACUAAACUUUUUCCUGUACGUAAAGAGGAACUGGCGUGAAGAUCAAGUUAAUCUGUCUCAGUUUGUAGAUUACUACCAGAAACUGAAUUAUGACUGCAGGCUAGUUUUGUUUCCUGAGGGAACGGAUUUAAGUGAUGACAAUCGUCGGCGCAGCGAAAAAUUUGCAGCAGCUCAUAAUAUGCAGAAUUACCAGUACAUAUUACACCCUCGGACCACUGGUUGGGUAGCGCUAUGUUCUCGACUACGGGAGUCAGGUCUUGCCUCCGUGUAUGACGUCACUGUAGCCUAUGAUACACCGGCGCAAACAGAAAUGGAUUUGUUCCGAGGACGAAUACCAAUGCAUGUUUAUUUUCAUUGUAAAAGAUAUCCCAUACAAAGGCUUCCCCAAGACGAUGCAGCACUUAAAACGUGGCUCAUGGAACGUUGGCAGGAAAAAGAACAUAGUCUUCGAAAAUUUCACAACGAAGGUAACUUCGUGGACCCACAAUCAAACAGACCACCGCCACUUCGAUCCCCAAGACCGCUUAUGACCGCUAAAGUAGGAUUGUUGUUCUGGACUCUCAUUGACAUAAUUUUCUUAUAUUGUUUACUAAACAGUGUCCUGUUCCAAUUCUGGGUUCUAUAUCACUGUUUCCUAUUCAUAUCCAUUACUUGGUAUUUCGGUGGGUUUCAUAAUAUUCAAUACAAACUCCUAGAGAAAUAA
This is a messenger RNA of Helicoverpa armigera (cotton bollworm), 1244 nucleotides long. Its product is annotated as lysocardiolipin acyltransferase 1. Gene Ontology annotation, cellular component: endomembrane system; endoplasmic reticulum. Gene Ontology annotation, biological process: phosphatidylinositol acyl-chain remodeling. The coding region runs from base 45 to 1244 and encodes 399 amino acids. The transcript is spliced from 7 exons. Lineage: Eukaryota; Metazoa; Arthropoda; Insecta; Lepidoptera; Noctuidae. Gene Ontology annotation, molecular function: acyltransferase activity. The record is from RefSeq and is a predicted model, not a curated record.